This is a messenger RNA of Dicrocoelium dendriticum, 366 nucleotides long. Lineage: Eukaryota; Metazoa; Platyhelminthes; Trematoda; Plagiorchiida; Dicrocoeliidae. The record is from the annotation of a GenBank genome assembly.
AUGUUCACGUCAAAAUACUUACUAAUACUUGCCAUCCGGAUUGCCAUGGGAUUCGUCGGAGAUGAUUUAACGGGCAAUUGGCUCAGCGUAUAUGGCAGUGCAACUGAGGUGAUGCAUAUUGCGGAGACGACCUGCUCGAAAUAUGACAAGAUGGCGAAUACGGAAAAAAUAUCCGGAUACAAGAACUUCACUUGCGUUGUAAACGGUCCGCACAGAGAAUACAUGGAAACAGAAUUUAUCUUACGUUUCGAGUCGGAUGAAGCGGACACCAUCAGGUUAACAAAAGAUGAUUUGGAAAUGGGGAACACAGGAACUGGUUACGACCUUACUAACAUACAAAUCACUGUCCUAACUGCUGUAACUUAA